Messenger RNA from Xenia sp. Carnegie-2017, 699 nucleotides. RefSeq lists its product as uncharacterized. The transcript has a single exon. Bases 1 to 699 code for a protein of 232 amino acids. The record is from RefSeq and is a predicted model, not a curated record. Lineage: Eukaryota; Metazoa; Cnidaria; Anthozoa; Malacalcyonacea; Xeniidae.
AUGAAGGGACAAAUCAGACGACUAGGUAAGAACCCAGAAUUACUGAAGGAAUAUGACAGUAUCAUUAAGGCCCAAGAAGAGUUAGGCAUCAUAGAGAGGGUAGGAAAAGAUAGUGUGAUUAAUUCUCAUGCCAAAAUACAUUACAUGCCUCAUCAAGCUGUCGUGCGAAAGGAUGCCAAGACGACAAAGGUUAGAGUGGUUUAUGACGCAAGCGCUAAAGUACUCAAGUCAAGUGUCUCUUUGAAUGAUUGUUUGCAUAUCGGACCUUCACUUAAUCCACUUUUGUUUGAUAUUCUGCUUAGGUUCCGUGAGCAAAGGAUAGCGCUAAUAGCGGACAUAGAGAAGGCCUUCCUAAACAUUGAAGUGCACGAAAGGGAUCGAGAUAGCCUAAGGUUUUUGUGGGUAGAUGAUGUACUGCGCAACAAUUUGAAUCUUGUAGUUUACCGUUUUUGUAGAGUCGUGUUUGGGGUGAAUUCGUCACCAUUUUUGCUUAAUUCGACGUUAAGGCAUCAUAUUAGCAAAUAUUUACAGUGCGAUAGGGAAUUUUCAGAAAAACUGCUAAAAAGCUUUUACGUGGACGAUCUUGCCAGCGGUGAAUCUAGUACAGAGCGAGCGUAUCAGCUAUAUCGUAAGGCCAACGAACGCAUGAAUGAAGGCGGAUUUAAGUUACGCAAAUGGCGGACUAAUGUAGUGCGUUAA